Messenger RNA from Dendrobium catenatum, 885 nucleotides. Its product is annotated as FCS-Like Zinc finger 17-like. The transcript has 2 exons. The coding region runs from base 255 to 701 and encodes 148 amino acids. The record is from RefSeq and is a predicted model, not a curated record. Lineage: Eukaryota; Viridiplantae; Streptophyta; Magnoliopsida; Asparagales; Orchidaceae.
UCCAAACUUGACCCGAACAAGAAUCCAUAAUAAGAAUUAAAUACUCCAUAGCAACAUAUGAGAAGGUUGAAGGCUCCUUUCUUGUAUUUUCCCAAAAAAAAAGGUCCUUUGCAGGUUAUAAGUAUGUGAUCUUUAAUAACAAUCACUCCUUCAUCUCCUCAUUCUUCUCUUUAUCAUCUUUUCAUCUUUCCUUUCUGAGUAUUUCUCACCUCACUCUUUCUUCUCUCCUUCUUCCCCUUCCUCUUCUAACGGAGAUGCUUUCAAGAAGCAGAAGCAUCUUUCACAUAGAGCAGGAAGGGAAAAAGGAUUCUGACACCAGUAAUGGAGUUUUUGCAGCAGUAACAGAUGGUCUUGUUGGGCUUCAGAUCCUCGUAAAACAUAGAGGAAUUGAUUCCAAAGUCUUGAUCAAAUCAUCAGUGAUGAAGAAGGAUAAACCAGCUAAGCAUUCAUCUGCUGAUUUUCUCAAGUACUGCUUCUCAUGCAGUAAAGAGCUGAGCCUUCAGAAGGAGGUUUAUAUGUACAGGGGUGAUCAAGGAUUUUGUAGUGCAGAGUGUCGUUACAAGCAAAUUUUGCAAGAUGAGAGAAAAGAAGCAGAUUCAACGAGAAGGCUAAGAUUCAUGAGGGAGCCUAAUAAUCAGCCAAACAGAUCCAAAAUUCAAGUAUCUAACAACGAGAGAUCUAAGAUCACUGUUGCUGCGUGAAUUUUUUUUUUUUUUUUUUUUUGCUGCGUGAAUUGAAUGAGCUUAAUACUUUGGUUUUUUCCUAUUAACCUUUUGUGAGAGGCUUGCAAUAAUAUAGUAUAGCCUAAGCUUUUACUGACCAAGAAAGAUACUAUAUGUUGGAAGUACAUGGGGAAUACUAUGAAGGAUCAAAAUUUUUUAGAGA